Messenger RNA from Loa loa (African eye worm), 303 nucleotides. RefSeq lists its product as hypothetical. Bases 1 to 303 code for a protein of 100 amino acids. NCBI's taxonomy places the organism in Eukaryota, Metazoa, Nematoda, Chromadorea, Rhabditida, Onchocercidae. The record is from RefSeq and is a predicted model, not a curated record. The transcript has 3 exons.
AUGAUAACUAAUCCGGUUCUAACGUUUUUCUUCAUUGAUCUGAUCGAAUGCAUAACUGUAACAUAUUAUCGGUCAGUUGUUUUCGAUCGAAAUGAAAUUUUACCACUUAUUGUUUCUAGUUAUCAAAAAAAUUGGCAAGUCUUAAUUUGUUACUUAUUUGGUUUAAUUCAACCAUUUUACAAUUUCAAGAAUAUAGCUGUUCAUACUUUAUUCAGGGAAAAUGGACGAAAAAGAAAUUUAUAUCCAUUGCUUGCUACUUUCACCAAUAUUUUACCGAUACAAAUUGAUCAGAUAGUCUUUUAA